AUGGAGGAUCAUGAAGGCGAACGUCGUCCAGAUUUAAACACCUUCGACUCUUCCGGCACCAGCUCUGUGGCCGAACACGAGGAAUACGUCGACGUCGCAGAUCCCGACGGCGACAGCGAUAACGAAGGCCUUUCUUCUCGUAAUUUCUCCGCCGCAAGCACAGUCGCGGGCGAUGCUUAUGAUGAGGUGACGCCGCUGUCCAACUACUCGAGCUACGCGUGGUCCUCCGCUGCCGGGUCCUCCAACAGUCGAUCGGCAGGAGGUCGUCUUUCCAACUCAAUGGCAUCACCAACAAGUGCAUCAUAUGAGGUACUACCACCAUUGUCGACUGGAAAUGGAGUGCCAACGCCUCAAUCUCGCUCGGCUCGGCCUGGGAACGUACGACAACCGAGCAACGCAUAUGCGCCGGCUCGCAGACCACACCAGUAUUCCAUCAAUACCGGCACCCGACCGCGGAACUCUUCCUCACAUCGCUUGAUAAAGCGCAACCCGAAUGCAGAAUACCGUGCCCAGGAGAAGGCAUAUGUGCAGAGGAUCAGGCAGGACGUUCCCGAGAGCGACUUAUACGGAGAGAUUCCUACGCCUAGUCUAGACUAUGAUACUGGGACUGAGUCCGAUGAGACUUCGCCCACAGGGACAAAUUAUGGCGAUUACGAUCCUCCAGAGGUCGACACACUUCUCUACUAUGGAAAUGAAGAUGUGGAGCCGUCGAUCGAGGAAAUGAAGGUGCCCGCCAACCGGGAGCGGCUGGAGUGGCACGCUAUGCUUGCAAACGUCCUGACCGGCGAUGUAGUCAAACAGGAGAAGAAGCGACUGAUAGGUGGUCUGGAGCAGCAAGGCGCGGAUGCACUGAAGGCGGAGAUCUGGACAGGCGUGCGCGCCAAAACCUGCGGACGGACACUGCCCCACCAGAAACGCCUGAUCGAGGAUGGCAGGGUUGCUGCGACAGCGACUCUGGAAGACAUCUGCUCUUUCGCCAUCAAGGGUGAGGCUGAGGUUGGAAAGUCGCCACUAGAGCAGGUCCAUGAGGUGGUGAAGAAAAUCGAAAAGCUUGAAGCAUUGUACCCGACUCGUCAGGCCUUAGAGGAGGCGCAUCCGAAGGCAAAAUCGCCAGCCUAUCAAGAGACUUGUGAUGCUGUGAUAUCGUGGUUCAAUACCACAGAGCUGCUGAACACCGAACUCAUGAUUCUGCAGAAGUGGGUGGGCAAUCCGGAACUCGAUUUCACCAAGCCACGAGAACAUCCCGACGGAGAGGAACAGACCCAUAUUUUCGAUGAGAGCUCCUUCAUUGAUCGUGUGCUCAAGGAGGAUGGUCUCAAGUCUUUGCAGGGUAAAGACAGUCUUCUGAAUAAUCUCAACAGCGCGAUUGAGAAAGCCAAGGCGACAUUGAUAGCUAAUGCUGCUCUGUUCGCGGCCAGGCAUUUGCCUCCCUACAUUGAGGAGCUUCUGAUCCUCAUCAACUUCCCAAGUCGUCUCAUUCAGGAAAUUAUCCGUCUAAGAGUGGCAUAUGCAAACAAGAUGAGAGACCCAGCUUUCAAAUCUGCAGUCACAGCCGGUGCAAUGACAGCGGAGCAGAUGAUCCUACAGUUUCAGAUUUUGCUCCGGCUCGCGGUACAUAUCAAAGGAGUGUAUACCAAGACUGCCCAACCAGAGCCCGGAUGGGACCUACCACCCUGCAUUGACGACAAUUUUGACUCCAUCAUUCUCGAUGCACUCAAAUUCUACUUCAAACUUGUUGACAGGAAGCUCUCCGCGCACAAGAAUACCUUCAAAGAGGCAGAAAUUCUGGAACAGGAAUGGGAGUUUUCGAUGCAGCUUGGUCGACAGCUCGAUGGCGGUGAUGUAGAGGUUGCGGAACAAUUCUCCAGUCUCACAUCAAAAUCUAUGGGUCGUCUCGCCGCCAACUUCGAGCAGGAACUUUCGCGUCCUCCUGAUGAGGUCUCGGGCACUGGCGAGGUCGACAAGCGUUAUAAAGCACUCCUCGACUCUGUACGUGUGCGUCAGCGAAAGAUCUUCCGUUUCAGCCGUAUUCUCGCUCAGAAAUUCGAGAACGCGACCGAGUACGCAAUCAACAUCGACGAGGAAUCCUUCGAAGAUCUACUUCACGAUCUCAAGUCUACUGGUCACGUCCUGGUCGAUAUGCCUGGGGAUUCAGACGACGAUACAGAACCUGAGACGAAUUUCAGGCCCGGCUCAAAGAUGUACUUCAUCGCAAGUCCAUCCCUCAAGGAACGUCCUCGGGCUAUACAGAGCAUGCUCGGUACCUGCUACCAUGCGGAAGACGGGUCUGACGAUCCAAGUAACCCCUAUCUCCUGGUAUUGAAGCCCGAAUAUCCCAUCCACUGGGAAGGCGAGCGUGUGAAGGCCGUCCUGAGCACGUCAAAUGCCGAGAUGCUCUCCAAUCCGAACUCGCUCAAGGUCAGUGUUGGACGCAUGCGGUUGGUCGCUGAUGGCAGUCAGCAACGCUUGUCCAGCGCCAAAGCGGCUUUCCGAGCGUCGACUCGACAACUGCCGCUAAACACACUGGUGGAGCAGCGUGCCAAUUCGCCACGAGUGAACAAGGAACUGGGAAAGAUCAGGCAGACGGCCCAUCAAUUGUCCAAGACCAUCAUGGAUUCCGUCGCGAUCGUGCGAUCUCAGAUCGAAGCUGCGGGAACCAAAUGGACCUGCUUCGCUUUCGCCACAGAAUUCGGACAGCGAAGUGCCAUUCACAUGGACCAUCGAUUGACCAAACUUGCGCUUGAUUGGGUAUCGUUCAUUUGCGAUGAUUGCGUGCCUAGUGACCGGAAAACGUUCCGAUGGGCGGUGGUCGCUCUGGAAUUUGCUAUGAUCAUGACCAGAGGCCAGAACAUCCUCUCCAUCUCUGACGAAGAAUAUGCCAGACUACGACUCAAGGUAGCUGGCUGCAUGAGCUUGCUCAUCUCACAUUUUGACAUCAUGGGUGCACGCAGUAACCUUGCGGCACAGGCUGAACGGAUGAAGUUAGACGCAGUCAAUGGGCGGUUGAAGUUUGAUAUGGCCAAGGUGAAAGACGACGAGGAAAGCGCAAAAAUCGUGCGCGCACAGUGGCUGGACGAGCUCGAGAAGAUCGAUCAACUUCGCAAGGACAAGGAGGCGGAGCGGCAAGCCCUGGGCCGCGUACUGGAGGAUUCGAACGAAGCCGAUCGUGCCCUCACCUAUCUCAGCGCUAGCGCUGGCAAUGUCCACUUACGGUGGCAACAAGGUCAAUUUGUUGGAGGCGGCACAUUCGGUUCUGUUUAUGUUGCGGUCAACCUUGACAGCAAUCACCUCAUGGCUGUCAAGGAGAUCAGGCUGCAAGACCCGAAAAUGAUCCCAACUAUCAUUUCCCAGAUCCGCGAUGAGAUCGGUGUGCUACAAGGACUCGAUCAUCCUAACAUCGUACAAUACUACGGCAUCGAGCCUCACCGAGACAAGGUCUACAUUUUCAUGGAGUAUUGCUCUCGUGGUUCCCUGGCGUCACUCCUCGAAUACGGUCGGAUUGAGGACGAAACUGUCAUUCAGGUGUACGCCCUGCAGCUCCUGGAAGGUCUUUGCUAUCUCCACGAGGCGCACAUUGUCCACCGCGACAUCAAACCGGAGAACGUUCUUCUCGACCACAACGGUGUCAUCAAGUUCGUCGACUUCGGUGCUGCCAAGGUCAUCGCGAAGCAGGGCAAAACAGUUAUGGCCGACCGCCCGGACGCGAAGGGCGGCAAACAAGGUAGCAUGCAGGGCACACCCAUGUACAUGUCUCCCGAAGCCAUUAAGGGCGGUCACCAGCCUCACGCACGUCUUGGUGCUGUAGACAUUUGGUCUCUGGGCUGCGUGAUUGGUGAGAUGGCUACCGGCGCGCGACCAUGGGCCAGCUUGGACAACGAGUGGGCCAUCAUGUACAACAUUGCCAAUGGCGACAGUCCCACGCUGCCGACCAAGGAGCAACUCAGUGAUUCCGGGCUUGAUUUCCUUCGGCGCUGCUUUGAGCGGGACCCUGCUCGCCGGGCCAGUGCUGUUGAACUCCUCCAGCAUGACUGGAUCCAGACCAUCAAGGUACAGCUGAGUCUUGAGCCGGGAACUCCUGCGACGCCGGCAUCCGAAGUCAGUAGCUUCACAAGCGGGGCGUCCACGUACACACCAGCCAGCUCUGUCAACGGAGAUCGUUGA
This is a messenger RNA of Dissoconium aciculare CBS 342.82, 4161 nucleotides long. RefSeq names its product MAP kinase. Bases 1 to 4161 code for a protein of 1386 amino acids. Gene Ontology annotation, biological process: protein phosphorylation; MAPK cascade. The transcript has 3 exons. The record is from RefSeq and is a predicted model, not a curated record. Gene Ontology annotation, molecular function: ATP binding; protein kinase activity. NCBI's taxonomy places the organism in Eukaryota, Fungi, Ascomycota, Dothideomycetes, Mycosphaerellales, Dissoconiaceae.